This is a messenger RNA of Atta colombica, 378 nucleotides long. RefSeq lists its product as uncharacterized. The coding region runs from base 1 to 378 and encodes 125 amino acids. NCBI's taxonomy places the organism in Eukaryota, Metazoa, Arthropoda, Insecta, Hymenoptera, Formicidae. The transcript has a single exon. Gene Ontology annotation, molecular function: nucleic acid binding. The record is from RefSeq and is a predicted model, not a curated record.
AUGACGAACGCAGUGGCAGGCUGUCGACAUCGAAAACCGACGAAAACAUCAAUAAAGAAAGAAAUGUUGAUCAAUAACUGCAAAUUAACUAUCAGAGAGCUGGCAGAGGACAUAAACAUUGCUUGUGGAUCCAUUCAGGACAUUGUAGUUAAUGGUUUGGGUUUGCGCCGUGUUGCUGCAAAGUUGGUCCUGAAGGAACUGAAUUUCAUGCAAAAAAGGGACCGCGUUGUCAUCGCCAAAGACAUGAUUUCCAAGGCUGAAUCCGAUCCAACAUUCAUCAAACGCAUCAUUACUGGAGACGAGACGUGGGUUUAUGAGUAUGACACGCAAUCCAGACAUCAGGCGAGUGAAUGGAAAGCUUCAAAUGAGCCAAGAUAA